CUUCAUCACCUUGGCACGAGGCUAACAAUAGACGGCGCCACUGUGGCGGAGCGUCGGGCCCUUGCAGGGAACGCCGCUUCCCAGGGACCACACAAACACUUCUUCCCGCUUUUAUUUAGUGCCGCUUUGGGGCGACGUUAUGGUUUUCUCCUGAGGAAGUCUGUGUGCCCUUCUUCAUCCUGGCUGCUAUGGAUUCUCUCACGAACGAGGUCUCGGCUUCCUGCUCGGAAAGAAGAAGAGCGUGAAGGAAUACACAAUGACAAGGUGCUGCAUUAUUGUGAAGCCAGAGGACACUGGCAAGUCCAAGAUGUUCAGAUGGAAUAGGGAUGUGUGGCGCCCCAACCUCCGCGACUACUGGACGACGACAUGAACACUCGUCCAUGGCGUUAACCACAGGAGCCACCCGUCCGUGGAGUUGUGUCUUAACCGUUGUAGCGAGUGGAAAGGAGUAUUCAGUGAGGUUUACAAUGGCGAUCCUGGGCAACGGCAUGAACUCCUCCUCCCCGUAUUGCUGGAGGGUACGACAGGCAACGCACAACGCUGCCUGGAGGAGCCGAGCGUCAAGGGACGCUGCCGAGCCCGUAUGUCGACGAGACUCCGGCGCUGACUCGGCUUGUGGGAAUGGCUUUCUGCCGGAGUACAUGCAUCCAGCCACGACGAUUGGAGAAGACGGCUCCGAGGACGGAAACAGGGGAUGGUCGGCAAAUGAAGACGACGCGGGUCAGAUCCAGGAGCCAAAAAAGCAGAGUUUCCUCCAGAGUUUACGACGUAACCUCCACGCCAAGUGCCUGGCGCUCACGGCACUGAUGGGUGGAUGCCUCGCUGCCGUUGCCUGGUGUCGUCUGUCCCAGGUGAAGCGUUACGUCAUCAAUUAUCAUAGCAUCCCGAUGCGCAGUGAGACCCGUGUGAGCCCCUGCGACGAUGGGUACAUGUACGUGCCCAUCGCCCUUCUCUUCAUGCUCUACUUGGUGUACUUAGUAGAGUGUUGGCACUGCAGCACGCGACUGCAGCUUGUCUACAAAGUGGAUUCGAGUGCAGUUUACGAUCACAUCGAGCAAAUGAGAGAAGCUCAGCCUAUCAUUUGGUGGAAAGCAGUAUGCUACCACUACGUCCGACGGUCACGGCAGGUAACGAGGUACAGGAACGGCGACACCUACACAUCAACCCAGGUAUACUACGAGCGCAUCAACACGCACGCUGCUGGGUCUUGUUUCGUGUAUAACCAGUGUGGCGUCCGUGACAUUUCCAAGAAGCUCGUUGGCCUGGAAACCCAUCCCACUACUAAAAUUCGAUUCAGCAAGGGCUUUGCCUUCGCAAACCUCGAAGCCGCCCAGGAAUUUGAAGAGCAACGAGCACGCUUCUUCCGCGAGAACGAACGUCUCGAUGACUACAUGGAGAUGCGUGAAGGCCUCGACCUGGUCGGCGCCAACUUCCAGGAAUACAUGGUGGCGUUUGCCGACCGCCUACCUUGGUACGUGUCCCACCCAGUCUUCUGGCUCUUCUCCGCUCUACUUCUUUCGUGGCCCUUGAGAAUACUCGUUGAAUUUAAGACGGCUUACGUGCACUACCAAGUGACAAAACUGUUCGGCACCAACAUGAGCGCAGCGAGCGACGCCGUGUCCCCAACCACUGUCGGGAGGCUCUCCAGAGGAAGCACAGUGGACAGUGCGGAACUCGAACAGUCCAUAACGGACAAUUUUACUCUGGCGCCAAGCUACUCGGAAGCUGUCCUUAUGGACGCUAGCAGAAGGACUGACCCCAACGGAAACAUUCCAAUCUGCAUCGCUGUGGACGGCCGCCACAGGCGGUCAUGGACUGGACCGUCAGCGUCGUCUGCUCCACAUGUGCUUUAUUACGUCCCGCCUCUGUCGCCAGAUGACGCGCCGGUCGUUAGUCGCCAUUCCAUGUGGAGGUCUGUGGACGAGUGCAAUGGACCGCCAAGUUAUGACGAAGUUGUUCUUCCACCGUCGAGUAACGCCAACGUUAGUGCGGUACCAAUGCCGCUAAGAUUGUUUCUGCGCCGGUCGAUGACGGACCGAGAUUUGUCCAGAUUUCUGCCAGGAAAUCGUGCACGAGAGACGCCGUUAUGACCACUAACGGAUAAAGAUAUGGGUUCCUGUAUGGGUUCCAGAUAUGGGUUUGCCAGAUAUGGGUUCCAUAUAAAGAUAUUGGUUCCAGUAUGGGUUCCUAUUCCAGAUAUGGGUUCCAGAUAUGGGUUCGCCAGAUGUGGGUUCCAUAUAAAGAUAUGGGUUCCAGUAUGGGUCCCUGUUCCUGAGGUGAAUCUUGAGGUGAAAGAUAAAAUAGCUUAGACGCAGGCAAUUUGGUGGAUAAACUCCGCGAUGGGGAAAGCCCGCGCUAGCGUUGUCCAUCCUCUCAAGCUCAGGCUUUCCCCAUCCUGACGUGGAACCAUGCUUUUGCUCUGUAGCGCAACAAAUAUAUGGCUAUAGCUUUAGCAUUCGCGGCUUGAUUUCCCAACAUGCAGGGUUCUCAAAGCCACCAACAUAUGGUACCACAAUGCAUACCACGACGUUUCAUUCGCAUUGCUGCAUCGAAACAGUAUAAAAGAAACCCGCAUCCUAAGGCAUGUAUAUUCACACUGCAAUCCUCUUUGAUCGUAUCUACGCGCCUUGAAACACCGAGCCAGUCACAGCAAUAUUAUACGUACUCAUUGAAUCGUGCAGUCGCCAGAGGUUUUGGCGAGUCCAUGCUACAUCCCCUGCGCACUUUCUUGUGUAUAGGCAGUGCCUGUCUGCGUCGACUUCAGCUUUUCCUCGCGAAUGGAGCAUGCCCCAAUUAACAUGUGCCUACAUAACGCUUCGAUAAUGAAUGUCCUGGUACGGCUUAUCGCGUAACGCAAAUCAUCCAUGAGCCAUUUUAGUUACCCGUGCUUCGUUAUGACUGCGCUGCAUUCAUAAGACUUAGAAAUAGAGCGAUGUGCCCGACGAGUCUAAUGUAUCGGCGCUGAAUUGGAGGCAUCUUACAUGACAUCCUGGAGACUCUGAAGAAAUGGUAGGGGGUCUGCGACGAUUCAAAAUUUCGAACUUGAAUCGAGUAUUACUCUUAGGCGUGUUUGAUCCUAUUUGAACGAGUCGGCAUUUGCUGUUAUGGGAAAAUUUAUUAUGAACGUAAUACACAAGCACAAGCAUUUGCUGGCUUUAAGUAUGUGAGUUGCUUUAUUUCUGCACAAAGCCAGUCCUUUCUUUCCUCUUCUUGUCUUAUUGAUUUCGUAACAGUCCGCAUGAUUCUGCAGUACAUAUAGUAAUAGUUCACGCUUAGAAAUUGCAUAUUUAUUUUGUGACGCGGAAACAAUCAGGUAUGUGUGCAGUAAGUUGACCGACUAUUAUCACGCCGUUGCAUUUUGUCGUUUUGGCGGAAGUUAUUUAUUUAUUUUACAACUUCCAAGAAUUUUAUACUUUGUUCUCUUUGAAAGUCGAUUUGGGAAUGUGUUCUAGGAUUUCACUAUUCUCAUACUCCUAUUUGUUUGCGGAAGGGGACAUCCUGCGAGCCUCUUAAUAGGUUUAUCAGGGUGUCGUGGGGCCAAUUUUAGCAGGACUCAAAGCGUCUUAGCACAUUGCACGCUGUAGCACCGAAAGAUGUUCGCUUGGAGUCUUGUUUUUCUAGAACACCAUAAAUUUCGAUUUUGGCAAACGCGACGUAUAUUCAAACCAUGAUCGAAAACCCUUCAUCUCAGUUGAAACCGCACGUAUUACAAAGUACAGCGUAGAAGCAAAGGCAGAUCGCUCUGCAGUAUUGCUUGCAGUACUGCCCCUGUACAAUUUUUUCGUAUAAACAAUAACGUUAAAAUGUGACAAGCACUACAUGGCGACAUGCUUAUUAAGUUCUAAGCACAGAGGGAGUUCCACGUAGAGGCGAUCUCCAACUUCAUAUGAGAAACUCUGUGCUAAAAGUAAAGAAUUAGACGAAAAAAUUGUAAGAAAUACGGGAAAUUGUAAACACGCAAAUUCAAAAGCAGGAGAAUUCAUUUCUGUCGCAAGGCGUCCUUGAUGCUUAAGGUGCUAUUCACUUUUCCUUUUUCUUUUUUUACAACACAAGAGUCUUGUGGUGAAAGCGUCAAAACGAACGAAAAAGUCACUGGCAUUCCGAGGAAUGAACCGAGUGCAUUAAAAGGGGUACUGAAGUGGAAAAAUGUGUUCUUGCAGAAUGAAAACGGUGUUACCUUGACAUCCAUACAAAUGGAAAGGGACUUAUCCGUUGACACAUUUCAUUUAUGAGAGUUUGAGAGUCAUUUUGCACCGUAGUGCCCCUUUAACAAACCUUUAUUUUGCAUAGAAUGGGAAGAAGCCUGAAAAAAAAAAAAAAGAAAACAGCUUCGUUACUUUCACUGAACCUUUCACAUCUUUCCAAACUUCCAAACAUCAAAGUAUUUGAUGCCCCGGUUCAAGAAUAUAUAUACUCUCCAAUGGAGAUACAUAAAUACACAGCCUGUGGUUCACGUCUCCUAUGUGUAUCUGUGAGAAGCCCGGUUUCAUAGGUCCGGGUGAAAAUAAUACAGUGUUGAAAUAAUUCCCCAAUGUGAGUGCCUCCGAUGUGAUCGAUAUAGGAUUGAAACACGCGCCAAAUUAUCGACUUGCCCGUUUAUCUGAACCAGGUUAAACGCUCCGUCGUUGUUUUUUACUUUUCUUUUUUUUUGACAGCAUCGACAUUAACUUCCAUUGGUUGCAGCAUAUUACAAGAGAAAUUUUGCAUUCAAUGUUCCAGGAAAGUAGCGAAGGAUCUCUCAAAAAUCAAGAAAAAAAUGGUUGACUAAUAUGCCUUUCUGCUAAUUCGGUUUAGUAGAGGGCUAUACAGGAAGGGUGCUAAAUCGAAUUCGGUUUAAUAGAAGGAUAAGGCAGCAUGCAAACCUUUGUUUAAGCAAUGGUUUGUAUGCUGUGUUCGUUCCAAAAUCUUGGUACAUUCAAAGACAAAACGUGUAAACUGUAGAGCAAUUACACCUUAUAUAGUCUCCUGGAUUGUAAUUACUCCGCAUGUUAUUUCCCUAACCGUGAAAUUUACUUCCUAGCGCUGCAAAUAGUCCCUAAACGUCGCUCGCGCACUUCUGUGUAUUUAGUCGUGCUUGAAGUCACCCAUUGGAGAAAACUGAAACAGGUCACACAACCAAGGGCACUAUUACAACCACAUUGUUGGUGCAAUGUGACAUACAGGAGUGCUGGCAUGUAUGAGCAGCAUAUAUGGUGCAGUGUUGCACGCAAGUAGUUCAGUGCGUUCACAGAUGACUCUCCUAGUUGAGGACAACCCAAUCGGUAAGAGACAUAUUUGGCAAGUUGGUUGAUUGAUUGACUGGCAAAAGAAAAAAAGUUAUUUUGCCUAUGUCCCACUGUUUGAACAGUAGACCGAGGAUAUUCCGGGCCGUUUUUUGAGGCACGGAUUUCAAAGAAAAUUUGUGAGUCUGUGAGUGUGAAAAAUGGUUAUUUCAUAAAGUCAUUUUGACACUGUGUUAUUUUGGGAUCACAGCCGGGAGAACUACCACCGUCCACCUUAUAUCCUACACUACAAAAACAGUGUGCCAAAAGAUGUCCUCACCAAGUCCAAUCUCUUUUUUUUUUCUUUUCUUUUUUUUCCACACGUUGUCCGCGAUAGUAGAUAUAAACACCGACACUUUCACUUCGUCAGAAAAUGGUCAGUUGGCUUAAAUGCGGUUCUGCGAGAACUUGCACGUUAACUGGUAGGGGUUCAUCUAAGACCCGACAUUUCACCCUUUCCUUUUUUUUUUUAUCAGCAUUAAACAUAUCCCCCCUCUCCCCAACAUUUCCCCGUUCGGUUCGCUGGAGCACUCUUGUUUUCUUAGAAAGCACGAAGAAGCUUGCUGUAUACUUGACCAAUAAAUGAUGCAUUUUUCA
Molecule: messenger RNA, 5858 nt
Organism: Ornithodoros turicata
Lineage: Eukaryota; Metazoa; Arthropoda; Arachnida; Ixodida; Argasidae
Product: transmembrane protein 151B-like
Exons: 7
Coding region: 327-2090 (587 amino acids)
Source: RefSeq, a predicted model, not a curated record